Balaenoptera ricei (Rice's whale) is the source of this 1697-nucleotide messenger RNA. RefSeq names its product potassium voltage-gated channel modifier subfamily F member 1 (gene KCNF1). The transcript has a single exon. Gene Ontology annotation, biological process: potassium ion transmembrane transport; protein homooligomerization. The record is from RefSeq and is a predicted model, not a curated record. Gene Ontology annotation, molecular function: voltage-gated potassium channel activity. Gene Ontology annotation, cellular component: voltage-gated potassium channel complex; membrane. NCBI's taxonomy places the organism in Eukaryota, Metazoa, Chordata, Mammalia, Artiodactyla, Balaenopteridae. The coding region runs from base 26 to 1510 and encodes 494 amino acids.
GGCCGCGCGGGCCCUCGCCGGGAGAAUGGACGGGGCCGGGGAGCGCAGCCUCCCGGAGCCGGGCAGCCGGGGCUCCCGGGCGGGAGACGACAUGGAGAUCGUCGUCAACGUGGGAGGCGUGCGGCGGGUGCUGUACGGAGACCUCCUCAGCCGGUACCCCGAGACCCGGCUGGCGGAGCUCAUCGACUGCUUGGCCGGGGGCUACGACACCAUCUUCUCCCUGUGCGACGACUACGACCCCGGGAAGCGCGAGUUCUACUUCGACAGGGACCCGGACGCGUUCAAGUGUGUCAUUGAGGUGUACUAUUUUGGGGAGGUCCACAUGAAGAAGGGCAUCUGCCCCAUCUGCUUCAAGAACGAGAUGGACUUCUGGAAGGUGGACCUCAAGUUCCUGGACGACUGCUGCAAGAGCCACCUGAGCGAGAAGCGCGAGGAGCUGGAGGAGAUUGCUCGCCGCGUGCAGCUCAUUCUGGACGACCUGGGCGUGGACACGGCCGAGGGCCGCUGGCAGCGCUGCCAGAAGUGCGUCUGGAAGUUCCUGGAGAAGCCCGAGUCUUCGUGUCCGGCGCGGGUGGUGGCCGUCCUGUCCUUCCUGCUCAUCCUCGUCUCGUCGGUGGUCAUGUGCAUGGGCACCAUCCCCGAGCUGCAGGUGCUGGACGCCGAGGGCAACCGCGUGGAGCACCCGACGCUGGAGAACGUGGAGACGGCGUGCAUCGGCUGGUUCACGCUGGAGUACCUGCUGCGCCUGUUCUCCUCGCCCAACAAGCUGCACUUCGCCCUGUCCUUCAUGAACAUCGUGGACGUGCUGGCCAUCCUCCCCUUCUACGUGAGCUUCACGCUCACGCACCUGGGCGCCCGCAUGAUGGAGCUGACCAACGUGCAGCAGGCGGUGCAGGCCCUGCGGAUCAUGCGCAUCGCCCGCAUCUUCAAGCUGGCGCGCCACUCCUCGGGGCUGCAGACCCUCACCUACGCCCUCAAGCGCAGCUUCAAGGAACUGGGGCUGCUGCUCAUGUACCUGGCCGUGGGCAUCUUCGUCUUCUCGGCCCUGGGCUACACCAUGGAGCAGAGCCACCCGGAGACCUUGUUUAAGAGCAUCCCCCAGUCCUUCUGGUGGGCCAUCAUCACCAUGACCACGGUUGGCUAUGGUGACAUCUACCCCAAGACCACCCUGGGCAAGCUCAAUGCAGCCAUCAGCUUCCUGUGUGGGGUCAUUGCCAUUGCCCUGCCCAUCCACCCCAUCAUCAACAACUUUGUCAGAUACUACAACAAGCAGCGAGUCCUGGAAACGGCAGCCAAGCACGAGCUGGAGUUGAUGGAGCUCAACUCCAGCAGUGUGGGCGAGGGCAAGACAGGGGGCUCCCGCGGCGACCUGGACAACCUCCCGCCAGAGCCCGCCGGGAAGGAGGGGCUGAGCUGGAGCAGCCGGCUGAAGAUCUCCCACAGCGACACCUUCAUCCCCCUGCUGACCGAGGAGAAGCACCACAGGACCCGGCUCCAGAGCUGCAAGUGACGAGGGACGACCUGGGCACAGACGGACUGGGCUGGUGGAUGGAUGGACGGACGGGUGUGACAGGCCUGCCAGUGACUGCCCGGGAGGGGCUGUCCUUUGUCCCCCAGCCCUCUCCAGAACAGAACUCUGAAGGCCCUCUUGGGCACCUCUGAUGAGGCCGGGUAAGAUCCCUUUGUGUUUCCGGCUG